GGAUCCACUUUCACUUUGGGAAAAGCAUCAACAAAUAUUAUAAAGUGUUUUUAAAACCUGUUCAAGUUUAUUUUAUCUGAAUUUACUAUUUUCUAUUGAGUAACCACGUGAUUGCAUUUUAGAAUAACAAUGAAUAAUGGGGAAAGAUGUUACAGAAAAACUGAAAAAAUACAUUAAAGAAGAUCGACCUGGCAAAUUUAAGUCAUAUGUGAGGAAACGCAGAAUAGAUGUUUGUGAAAUAUGUCUUGAAAAAGAACAAUCUUUGUUACAUUACAGCUGUAAAUAUGGGCAGGAUAUAAUAUUCAGAUACUUGAUUAAAAAGGAUGUAAAUGUUAUACUCCAGGAUAGUAAUGGGAAUACAGCUUUACACUUAGCUCUAAAACGUGCUUUGAAAUCAACAGCAAAUACAGUGUAUACUUCUAUUAUUCUACCUCUGAUUGAGAAAUGUCCAGAUUUAUUGGAAGUAGAUAAUGAAGAUGGGAUAUCAUGUAGAAACUUGUUGGACAAGCUUGUGAAGAAAAAGCAGCAUCAUGAACACAAAGAUCAGCCUUCGUUUUACAAGUCAGAGGAGGAGAAUGAAGCAGACGACUGGCAAGAUAAACUUGCUGAUGAAUUACGAUAUGAACAUGAUGACUAUACAGGCAGAUAUCACAGUGAUAAAGAUGAAGAUUCUUAUGCAGAAGGUUAUGAUGAAUGGGCAGACAGACUAAGGCAUGAAUAUCAUAUGAAGCAUAGAUACAGUGGACAUCACCCUAAAAAACAUGAGGAGACAGCCUCAUCCAGUCAAUCCAAAGAACAAAAUGACAAUAAAGAAAAGCUUGAAGACAUUAGAGAGAAAAUGAGACAAAAAUAUGAAGAAAAUCAGAAAAGAGAUAGAGAGAACAGGUUCUUACUUAAAAGUAAUAACUACCUGAAAAAUAUCACUGCUAUAGGUCUAAUGUCUCAUGAAGGGGAAAUAAAAUUUAAUGACGUGCCGUGGCCUUUUGACAGUGAUGUUAAAGAGAUAAAAAAUGUCAUGUUUCAGUCCGUGUUAUCUGCUGGUGAAAAAUAUAAGAAACGUUUACGUGAGGAACAAGUUCGAUGGCAUCCAGAUAAAUUUCAACAAAAAUAUGGUAAACAAUUACAUGAAAAAGACAAACAUAAAAUCAUGGAAAGAGUGAAGGAAAUAUCACAGGAACUAAACAGACUUAAUGAUUUACUUUAAUUAAAGAUGGUGGAACUCUAGACAAGGAAGUGAAUUGCAACCUGAUGUUUUCCAAGUUGGAGGGCAAAGACCAUGGUUUUUGUCUCGCCUGCUAUGAAAGUCACGGAAAGCGAGACAUAGGGAUUCCUUUUCCGUCGACAGUGACAGCGGUGGCGUCAACAAUUGUUAAGUUUUCUGCUUAAGUUAGUUUGAUGGGAACUACCUGUGAUAGAUCAUUGAUAUUUAAUAUGAAGUUGCAUUACUAUCAGUACAUAUCAUUUUGUGGCCCUGGUCCCUAGGACAUGGUCUAGUGACUUUGAAUUAAUAAGCAAUUUUCAAUGUUAAGUUUUCUGCUUGAGUUAGUUUGAUAGAAUCUACUUGUGAUAGAUAAUUGGUAUAUUGUAUGAAGUUGCAUUACUAUCAGUACAUAUUUGUUUGACGACUAAUUUGAGGCUCUGCCCCCUAAGGUCAUGGUCUAGUGACUUUGAAUAAAUUAGCAAUUUUUCAAUGUUAAGUUUUCUGCUUAAGUCAGUUUGAUAAGAACUACUUGUGACAGAUCAUUGAUAUUUUGUAUAAAGUUGCAUUACUAUCAGUACAUCUCAGUUUGUCGACCAUUUCUAGGCCCAGCCCACAAGAUCAUGGUCCAGCGACUUUUAAUGAAUAAGCAAUGUCAAUGCUGUCCAUCAGAUUGUCUCUUUCUGAAUUUUAUGUGGACAGGCGAGACAUAUUUCUGUGUCAACAGUUUAUAUUCUUUACUUACAACUAAAAUUCAUUAAUAUACAUGUACAUGUAGUGGAAAAACUAUAGAUACUAUGUAUAUUGUGAACAUCAAAAUCAAGUAAAAUCUACUAAUCUGUACAGUGGAAUUGUAAGUCAUGACAGUGCAUAGAAUCACAACAAAAGUUUAGAAAUUAUCUAGUUAGAUCAUCAAAGUUCUGAACUAGAUAUGGGAAUAUUUUGCAGUGAACAGGAAUACUGAAACUUUUGUAGUGAUACUAAAUGGUAACUAAACAUUCUCUAAUUUUUUUAACUAUUUUUACAUUUCCCAACCGAUUUUAAAAAAAUUGUUCUCCUCACUAGAGAAAUAUCUGUUGUCGGCAAAUAAUUGGUCGAAAUUUAAUUAUGACGUCAAUUUUUCUUGGUUUCUUCUGAAUUUCCUAUUGUGACGUCAUGAAAAAAGGUGACAAUGCCUGAUGACGUCACAUAUAAUGAACACAACUUUCUGCAAAUUUUUGAAAAGGAAGGAUAAAAUCAUUAGAGAAACAGAUUCCACCGCUAUAACUCGUGUAUUACGAUAUUUUUACACUCUCAAC
This is a messenger RNA of Mytilus californianus (California mussel), 2496 nucleotides long. Its product is annotated as NF-kappa-B inhibitor-like protein 1. The transcript is spliced from 6 exons. The record is from RefSeq and is a predicted model, not a curated record. Gene Ontology annotation, biological process: canonical NF-kappaB signal transduction. The coding region runs from base 137 to 1204 and encodes 355 amino acids. Lineage: Eukaryota; Metazoa; Mollusca; Bivalvia; Mytilida; Mytilidae. Gene Ontology annotation, molecular function: protein binding.